UAGUAAUAGGCGAAUUCAAGAGAAGCAGCCACGCCCAAAAUUCGCUGUUGAUUUGGUAUCGGAAGCUCUAAGAACGUGCCAUCCAAAAACAAAGAAACAACCUCCAACUGUCUUACGCUCCACUUUACAGUUACACCAUCUCCGCUUUUCUCCACCCAUUCAAACUUCAAACUCGCCGGAAAACCCACCGACGAAUUCGAUCGACUCAUUCUUCAUCGGACCAAAUCUUUUCACUUCCCCAAUCGAAAAUGGGUUCUGUUGAUUUGGGUGUGUGCGGCCAUGGUUGAUCAUUGUGGCGAUUAAGAUGAGUGGUUCUAAAGAUCGUCAGAAAUGGGGAUGUUGCAGAGUUAGGGAUUGCUUUCGCCAUGGAUGCGGUUCCUGGGUCGGUGGGUACUGGUGCUAGUUUCUCUUUGAGAUUGGGGCAGACUGUGUUCUCCUCUGCCUCGCUUCUUUUCAUGUCAGUGGGUGUUGAGUUCUACAGCUACACUGCUUUCUGCUACCUUGUAACAGUGAUGGGUUUGGUCAUACCCUGGAGCUUCACUUUGGCAUUGGUUGAUGGCUACUCUGUUCUCGUAAAAUGUCCUCUUCGGCAGCCCGGAAUACUUGCGAUCAUCGUUGUUGGAGAUUGGGUCCUGUCUCUUCUCACGUUAGCUGCUGCUUGCUCGACAGCAAGUGUCGUCGAUAUUCUUCUUCACUCGGACAGUUCGUAUUGCCCAUCAAAGCUCUGCAGGAGAUAUCAAAUAUCUGCGGCCAUGGCUUUCUUUUCGUGGUUUUUGUCUUUUGCUUCUUCCCUUUUCAAUCUUUGGUUACUUCCAUCCUUAUAAUCUCUAGGUUUUAUGACUCCCAAGUUCUAAUUUGCAGAAGCUUUUGGUUUUCUUUUUUUUCUCUAACAAAUGUUCAAUAUCUAUAGACUUUACACAUUUUGUUUUGAAGUAGAAAUUUGUACACUUAUAUUGUUCAAUUUAAA
Benincasa hispida (wax gourd) is the source of this 967-nucleotide messenger RNA. RefSeq names its product CASP-like protein 5C1. The record is from RefSeq and is a predicted model, not a curated record. Lineage: Eukaryota; Viridiplantae; Streptophyta; Magnoliopsida; Cucurbitales; Cucurbitaceae. Gene Ontology annotation, cellular component: membrane.